This is a messenger RNA of Ogataea philodendri, 3765 nucleotides long. RefSeq lists its product as uncharacterized. The transcript has a single exon. Gene Ontology annotation, cellular component: plasma membrane; exocyst. The record is from RefSeq and is a predicted model, not a curated record. Lineage: Eukaryota; Fungi; Ascomycota; Pichiomycetes; Pichiales; Pichiaceae. Bases 1 to 3765 code for a protein of 1254 amino acids. Gene Ontology annotation, molecular function: phosphatidylinositol-4,5-bisphosphate binding. Gene Ontology annotation, biological process: Golgi to plasma membrane transport; exocytosis.
AUGAGUAGGGCACCGCCAGUGAAGGGACAUCAAAAGACGUCCUCUCAUUCGUCAAUUGAUCUUGCUCGUCAAUAUGAAUUAGACAUCUCGAGAAUCAACAAGUAUCUGUUCAGAGAGGUGGAUCAAUCUGGCCAUCGUUCAGAAAGAUACCUGGCUCAUGUUCGUGUUAUUGAAGACUCCAAGUCCCAAUCUGUUCGUCCUCCUGACAACAGUCCUGCCAGAAACAAGAAGGACCGUAUUCUGAUCCUGUCUGUGAGAUCGUCUGGACGGAUUCGUCUCCACAAGGCACGAGAAAACCCAGAUACAAGUGUUCAGAUCGGAAGAACAUGGGAUUUCGAGGAACUCACCAAAAUCGAGCUAGACCCGGUGAUCCCUACUGGUUUCAUCUUUGAGAUGACCAAGAACUACUUCUGGGAAACAGGAUCUCCGAAAGAACGCAGGGUGUGGAUCACCUCUGUACUCGAGCACUACAUUCGCUAUACAAGGGGUAAGAAACUUCCUCAAUUGGUUAACUGUUCCGUGGAAUAUUUCCAUCUCGGGCCGUUGCUCCAGAAGUAUGGUCCUCAGGCUCCGUCGCGGUCUGCCACAGCAGAGAGCAACGGGUCUGGGUCCAGUGGAAUCCGCACUGCUACGUCUGCCACGACACCUACAACACAUAGUUCGCCUUCUAAGUCUUUCGGACCUCCGUCUUCGGCGCCUACGAUGCUUGAUAAAAGUGAUCCUCGCUCGCGCGAAGUUCAACGUGCAGCUUCCGCCCUGAAGGGGGUUGAUAGAGACCAGGAACGCAGAGACCGAGAGCUCAAAGAAAGGCAAACCAGAGAGCGCGAGGCCAAGGAAAGAGAGAGGAAAGAAAGAGAACGGAAAGAACUGGAAGCCAGGGAGCUCCAGAGACGCGAGUACGAGCGACAGCAGGCUGCAAUUCGCGAGAAAGAACGACAAGAGGCAGAAAAGCGAGAACGACAACGACAGGAAGCAGCACGUCAAGAGAGAGAGCUGCAACUUCAAAGAGAAGCCGAAGACAAAGCCAGAGAACAGGAACGGUUGGAACAAGAAAGGAGAGAAGCAGAACAGACCGAGGCUCUGCGUACCCUGAAUAGCAACACAGGAACCAUAUCUGCAAGAUCCAUUGAGUUCGUUGGACACCAUAGAUCUAUGCAGGAGGUUGAGGACUACACACAGGAUGAUGAUGAGUAUGAUGCGGUGUUUGACGACUAUGCGGACAGGGAGCCCGAAACAGCACCACUAAAUUUCGGACCAAGUCCGUCGAUUCCUGAGAAACCCGAAAUUGUCAUUGAUUCGAGUAAGGUUUCCUCGCCUGUGCCAUACAACGUCUCGAAUGUGGAGAAAUUUGUUCCUGAAUUUAGUGACUCAGAAGAUGAUCAAGAACGUGAUACCACGAUAGAGCUGUUACGUCCUCACGCCAGGUCCAGAGCGUUUAGUACCAAUGGAUCUGGAGAUCGAAAGACUGGAGAUUUGAGCGAACUUCUUGAUGAGAUCGGAUGGGAUCCGAAAUUGGACGAUUCCAAAUCUCUGCAGAAGAAGCUGCUGAAGGAACUUGAGAGAAUUCAGUUCCAAAGGAUCGAUUCCCUUACUGACGUUGUCGACUCCACGUCUUCAGUGAGUCAAGCUAUCAGCAAGUCAUUACGCGAAUGUGAGACAAUUGAUCCAAUCCUGUCGUUCUAUGGCGUCCAGUUAGCUUCUUUCCAAGACGAGGUUGACCAUAUCGAGAAACAAGGUCAUGGAAUACAAGUUGAGGCAACAAACAAAAAGCUGCUGAAGAAAGAGCUGGAUGAUAUUUUGCAUUCUGUUGAUAUUUCUGACAGAGAACUCAGUCUUUUGUUGAACGAACGCAUAUCUACUGGCCAGCAAAACGGUGCUCUGGAAACAGUUUUGACCAGCUUGUACGCUGCGCUGACCAAGAUCAGAGGAGAUGACUCUGACGAUGAAGAAAUGGGUCAAAUGAGAGCUUUGGAGGAGAAGAAGUCCAAGUACGAGAAGGCUACUCAGCUGUUCAUCAAUAACUUGAAGAAAUAUGUUGACCAGCUGUUUGCAGCGUCGGUUACCAGCUUGAACUCAAAGCUCCAAACAGACAAGACACUGGAGUCGAUCAGACCUUCGAUGGAAAGAAAACUCUCAGAAUUGAUGACAUUGCAAGGGUUGAUUGCCUUUGUUAAGCAAGUGUCUCCAAGUGAUUACAAGGAGAUCUUGGCCAGCCACCAGAACGCUUUUGCGCAAUUCUAUGUCAACUUGGUUACUGUGCUGACAGAGAAGUUCAAUUCCGAGCAGCAGUCAGUGAAACAUGUUAAGUUUUCGUUUGCAAACGAGCCAAAAGAUCUGAUCACACACAGAUCAAAGAGACCGAAGUCGUCUGCCGGUUCUAGGAAGCCAACUUCCAACAUGAAGAUUUUGGAAGAGUUAGGGUUUGGGGCUUCGUCCCAGACAACAAUAUUGACAUCUCCAGAACCUGCCGAGAAAGAUACCCGUGGAUCGCUGUUGCUCGAAGUGCUGAGACUCUUUUUCGACUCGUUGAUUUUACAUCAGCGUUUCGUGAUCCAAUUCUUCUCUCUGUCAUCGUCUGAAGAGUAUAAUUUCUCCAACUUGACCAAGAAACCGCUUGCGUCUCGCGUUCAGGAGUUCACCGAACCUACAACUUCGCCAAUGGAAGCCGAUCGCGAUGUCAGCGACCAGAUCUUUAAUGUCAUGCAUAUGAUAGUCGGAAAUUCAGAGAAUGGGUUGCUGAAGUUCCUCAUGAACACCAUCAAGCAAGACAUGCUCCAAUAUCCAAUCACAGCUCUAUUUACACAGAAACUAGCACACGAGCUCUCCUCGACCAGUCAGGAGUACGUUGUCAACAUGCUGACACGUACCGAGUCCAAGUUAUCGUUGAUCUGGACUAGACAUCUUGACAGUCAACUGCACAUUAUCGAGGAGGAGCCUGCAGCAUUAAAGGUCUACAAGUUUGUAAAGGCCUUCCCUGAGUUUGUGAGACGGAUCGAUGAGAGUCUGGAGCUGAAUGGUGUGACUAACAUUGCUGACUACUCUGUCCACACACAGCUUGUGCAGGACUACGAAAGACUGUGGUCUGCUAUCAACUCAAGCUUGAACAAGAAUGCCCAAUUGACUAGCCACAUUGACCAGGCUCUUGUGAGAAGCACGACACUGGAAUCGUCGCGUUUGGAUCUGACACAGACUAUCUCGUCCACCGGAGACGGGGCCGGCAACCAUCUUUCGUUGCUGUUGAACUACAACUGGUUAAGCGGAGAGAUGAAACAGCUGGCCACACUGCCUCAAUCAAUCAAGACAAACAUCGAAGAGCUGAAAUCCAAGGAGCUCAACGAUUUCUGCGAUACAUACGCGAGAACCACCUCGAUUGGCGAGCUGAUGUCUGCUCUGGAAGGAAUCGACGGUCUUGUGAAGUCUCACACCAACCCGUCGCGCACCAACGCGUACUCCACUGCCAACAUGAGCAAACUACUGAGCCGGUACGAGGCGUCCAAGCUGAAGGUGUCGAUCAAGGAGAUUGCGACGGAGCUGUCGAGCCAGAUCACUGGUAAGAUGACCAGCGACGAGGAAAGUGAGGUGAGUAGCUCCAUUGCCAAGGAUAUGGAGAAAGAGCUGUUCAACAACUGUCUGAAUUCGCUCAGCAUCAUCUACAACGUGAACUUCUCGAAACUGAACCAGGUUCUCAAGGAGUACUACGACACGCUCUCGAACCCGGUCGACAAGAUCGUCAUCAACUACAACUUCAGCAAGGAGUACCUUUAA